Molecule: messenger RNA, 2542 nt
Organism: Dipodomys spectabilis (banner-tailed kangaroo rat)
Lineage: Eukaryota; Metazoa; Chordata; Mammalia; Rodentia; Heteromyidae
Gene: Ccnk
Product: cyclin K
Exons: 11
Coding region: 111-1850 (579 amino acids)
Biological process (GO): positive regulation of DNA-templated transcription, elongation; regulation of transcription by RNA polymerase II
Cellular component (GO): nucleus; cyclin/CDK positive transcription elongation factor complex
Molecular function (GO): cyclin-dependent protein serine/threonine kinase activator activity
Source: RefSeq, a predicted model, not a curated record
CCAAGAUGGCCGCCGUCAGCAAGGAGAGUCGUCGCUGAGGGGCUCCUGAGGCGAGGGGAUUCCUACCAUUUUCAGAGAAGCUUUUAGAAAGAACAAGCCUAAUUCAAUAAAUGAAGGAGAACAAAGAAAAUUCCAGCCCUUCAGUAACGUCAGCAAACCUGGACCACACCAAACCAUGUUGGUACUGGGAUAAGAAGGACUUGGCUCAUACGCCCUCACAGCUUGAAGGACUCGAUCCAGCCACAGAGGCCCGGUACCGCCGCGAGGGGGCUCGGUUCAUCUUCGAUGUGGGCACACGGUUGGGACUCCACUAUGACACUCUAGCAACUGGAAUAAUUUAUUUUCAUCGCUUCUAUAUGUUUCAUUCCUUCAAGCAAUUCCCAAGAUAUGUAACGGGAGCUUGUUGUCUGUUUCUGGCUGGGAAAGUAGAAGAAACACCAAAAAAAUGUAAAGAUAUCAUCAAAACAGCUCGGAGUUUAUUGAAUGAUGUACAGUUUGGCCAGUUUGGAGAUGACCCAAAGGAAGAAGUAAUGGUUCUGGAAAGAAUCCUACUGCAGACCAUUAAGUUUGAUUUACAGGUAGAGCAUCCAUACCAGUUCCUCCUCAAAUAUGCAAAACAACUCAAAGGUGAUAAAAACAAAAUUCAAAAGCUGGUUCAAAUGGCAUGGACAUUUGUAAAUGACAGUCUGUGCACCACCUUGUCGCUGCAGUGGGAACCAGAGAUCAUAGCAGUAGCAGUGAUGUAUCUUGCAGGACGAUUGUGUAAAUUUGAAAUACAAGAAUGGACCUCCAAACCCAUGUACAGGAGAUGGUGGGAGCAGUUUGUUCAAGAUGUCCCUGUCGAUGUUUUGGAAGACAUCUGCCACCAGAUCCUGGACCUUUACUCGCAAGGGAAACAACAGAUGCCUCAUCACACCCCCCAUCAGCUCCAGCAGCCCCCCUCUCUUCAGCCUACACCGCAAGUGCCACCAGUGCAACAGUCACAGCCGUCUCAAGGCUCCGAGCCAGCCCCACCCCCGCAGAAAGACUCCCAGCAGUCAGCACCGCAGCAGCAAGCAGCCCAGCAGCCCAAGAAGCCGUCCCCACAGCCUAGUCCUCCCCGGCAGGCCAAGCGCGCUGUGGUUGUUUCUCCCAAAGAAGAGAACAAAGCAGCAGAACCACCGCCACCUAAAAUCCCCAAGCUUGAGACCACUCACCCACCAUUGCCUCCAGCCCACCCUCCUCCAGACCGGAAGCCUCCCCUUGCCGCUGCCUUAGGCGAGGCCGAGCCACCAGGCCCAGUGGAUGCCAGUGACCUUCCCAAAGUGCAGAUCCCUCCUCCGGCCCACCCGGCCCCCGUGCACCAGCCACCACCGCUGCCACACCGGCCCCCGCCCCCACCUCCCUCCAGCUACAUGACCGGCAUGUCCACCACCAGCUCCUACAUGUCCGGCGAGGGCUACCAGAGCCUGCAGUCCAUGAUGAAAACGGAGGGCCCCUCCUACGGUGCCCUGCCCCCAGCCUACGGCCCACCCGCGCACCUCCCCUACCAUCCCCAUGUCUAUCCUCCUAACCCUCCCCCGCCACCUGUGCCCCCCCCUCCUGCUUCCUUCCCCCCACCCACCAUUCCCCCUCCCACUCCAGGCUACCCGCCUCCACCCACCUACAACCCCAACUUCCCACCUCCACCCCCACGCCUGCCCCCCACCCAUGCGGUCCCACCCCACCCUCCUCCAGGCUUGGGUCUACCACCGGCUAGCUACCCACCUCCUGCUGUCCCCCCUGGAGGACAGCCACCAGUGCCCCCACCCAUCCCCCCUCCGGGCAUGCCACCCGUGGCGGGGCUGGGGCGCGCAGCCUGGAUGAGAUAACCUGACACCUCUUUUCCCUUGGUUGGUUUUUGUUUUUUUUUAACCAGUUUUUUUCUAAUCAACUUGAGUAGUUUAAGUGGGUAAGCAGCAGGGUACCUUGGAUAAUCUAGACAACUGCAGUGUGGCAGGAAGGGGUGAAAUCGGGGAGGUCCUUCCUCACACCGGGAGGGAGGGGACAGCCGGCUCCGGGGUGGCCCCCGCAGCACCUCGCGGCCUCACGCACGUGGUUUAAGCUGAUGUGGCAUAAGAGUCCUGCGCUGGGUUCCUUUAUACUAGUGAAAUGUUGGCCGGCCACAUUGGCUCAAUAAAUAGCUUCCCUAGGGAGUGAAUUUCCUUCUAGAAAUCAGUGCCUAUUUUUCCUGGAAACCAUUUCAGUAGUCCACCUCCAUUCAAAGUCAAGCUGUUGUCCUCUCGUUCAGCGGCGUCUGCCCAUGGCGGCUUUGCAGGUAUCCAUGUCCUCUGUCCUGAGAUUCUCUUGAAGGGGUGGCCUUGUGGGGUGGCUGGUCUCUUUUUCCUCCGAGAUGGGGAGAGGUGUACUUGGAAAGUAAUGUAUGUUUACAUCUAUUUGCAAAUUCCUGUACAUAAAGAUAUAUUUUUUAAGUGUGAACAUUAUCAGCAUACUGUGAAUUCCAUCUUGGUUAAAAAUGAGACUCCUUCAGUCCGUUAUCCAAAUAAAAUCAGUUCUGAAUCGA